Messenger RNA from Drosophila biarmipes, 957 nucleotides. It is a transcript of the gene Taf9, whose product is annotated as transcription initiation factor TFIID subunit 9. The transcript has 2 exons. Gene Ontology annotation, biological process: DNA-templated transcription initiation; RNA polymerase II preinitiation complex assembly. The coding region runs from base 90 to 911 and encodes 273 amino acids. The record is from RefSeq and is a predicted model, not a curated record. Gene Ontology annotation, molecular function: protein heterodimerization activity; RNA polymerase II general transcription initiation factor activity; transcription coactivator activity. Gene Ontology annotation, cellular component: transcription factor TFIID complex; SAGA complex. Lineage: Eukaryota; Metazoa; Arthropoda; Insecta; Diptera; Drosophilidae.
UAGCUAAGAAAGCGCCACCGAUAGACGGCAACAUUUCAACAACACUGCUUUAAUAAACAAUUUUUUAGGGCACAAAUAACAACACAAGAAUGAGCGGCGAGAAGGCCGAAAAGGCCAAGAUCAGUGCCCAAAUCAAGCAUGUGCCGAAGGACGCACAGGUCAUCAUGUCCAUCCUGAAGGAGCUGAACAUCCAGGAGUACGAGCCGCGCGUCGUCAACCAGAUGCUGGAGUUCACUUUCCGCUACGUCACCUGCAUUCUGGACGACGCCAAGGUGUACGCCAAUCAUGCGCGCAAGAAGACCAUCGACAUGGACGACGUGCGUCUGGCCACUGAGAUGACGCUGGACAAGAGUUUCACCGGUCCGCCGGCGCGCCACGUCCUGGCCAAGGUAGCCGACGUGCGGAACGCCAUGCCCCUGCCGCCCAUCAAGCCGCACUGCGGUCUCCGACUGCCGCCAGACCGCUACUGCCUCACGGGCGUGAAUUACAAGCUGCGGGCCACCAAUCAGCCCAAGAAGAUGACCAAGUCGGCGGUCGAGGGCCGACCCCUGAAGACCGUGGUCAAGCCCGUCUCCAGUGCCAAUGGCCCGAAGAGAGCCCACUCCGUGGUGGCCAAACAGCAGGUGGUGACCAUUCCCAAGCCCGUGAUCAAGUUCACCACCACCACGACCACGAAAACGGUGGCCAGCUCCGGCGCUUCGGGUGGCGGCGUCGGUCUGGAGGUGAAGAGCGAGCCCAGUGGCUCCGGCGGCGAUCUCAAAAUGGAGGUGGACAGCGAUGCGGCGGCCGUGGGUAGCAUCGCCAGCGUUUCGGGAUCUGGAGCGGGAAACGCCAGCGGGGCAAGCGGAUCCUCUGGCGUGGCUGUCAAGCGGGAGCGCGAGGAGGAGGACUUUGAGUUUGUGGCCAACUAGCAAAUCGAACAGAGCAACCUAAAAUAUAUUUUCAAAACCACACCUA